AUGACGAGCCUGCAGAGCAGCAUUUGGAUCAAGGUGGGCGCCUACAACGCCAUCGGCCUGAUCUUUUACCUGCUCUUCUCCCUGCCCAUGAGCUACAUCAAGCACUACAAGCUGGACUUCACCAACACCGAGCUGCUCAAUGUGGUGGACAUGCAGUUUGUGGACGGCAAGUGGGAGGCGGCGGCCUCCAACAUCGACCGCGUGGGCACAGCGGUCACGACCCUGUCGCUGGCCGACUCCUCCGACCCCCAGCGGAGCCUGAAGGUCUACGGGUACCCGGGGGCGAGCGGGUCGCUGGCCUCCAACACCCCUGCCCUCCUGCGCGGGAACCUGCGCAAGGUGUUCAGCGGCUUCGACCUGCUCAUGCUGGGCCUGGGCAUCACCAUCGGUGGGGGCGUCUGGCGCCUCACAGGCCACGCCGCCAGCUCCUUGGCAGGGCCGUCCAUCAUCGUCUCCUACCUACUGGCGGGCAUGGCCUGCACCUUUGCUGCCGCUUGCUACGGGGAGCUUGUUGUGGAGUACCCCGUCGCCGGCGGCGCCUUCACCUACAUCAUGGUGUCCUUUGGCGAGUUCCCCGCCUGGAUGACGGUGAGCAACCAGAUCACGGAGUACCUCUUUGGCAUGGCCGUGGUGGCCCGCUCCUUCUCCGGCUACCUGGCCAACCUGUGCGGCGCCGACUCCACGCUCUUCACGCUGGGCGGCAGCCGCGUCCCCGGCGCCUGGUCCGUGGACUUGAUGGCCCUGGCAGUCAUCCUGGCCGUCACCGCCCUCCUCUGCGUCUCCGGCCACUCCGGAUCCAAGUUCAUAUCCUGUGCCACCGUGCUGAAACUGGGCUUCAUCGUCCUCAUCCUCAUCGUGGGCUUCACCAAGGCCGACCCCGCCAACCUCUCCCCCUUCCUCCUGGACGACAGCGUCAACGGCAUCUUCACCGCAGCCGCCGUCUUCAUGUACGCCAUGACCGGGUUUGACUCCGUCUCCAACGCUGCGGAGGAGGCCAAGGACAUCGGGUCGCUGCCAUGGGCCAUGGUGGGCACCACCCUCAUCGCCACCGUGGUCUACAUGCUGCUGGCCCUCAUGCUGUGCCUGCUGCAGCCCUACACGCAGAUCAACCGCCUGGACGGCUUCACCAACGCCUUUGUCUACGUCGGGCUGGACUACAUGCAAUACAUCGUCGCCACGGCGGCGGUGCUGGGCUGCAUCACGGGGCUGAUGGUGGGCCUGUAUGCCAUCUCCCGUCUGGUCAUGGUGGUGGCGAGAGACUGGAUGCUGCCCCCCUUCCUGGCCCGCGUGUCAACCCGCACCCAGACCCCCCUGGUCGCCCAGAUCGUGCUGGGGCUGAUCAUCGGCACCAUCGCGUUGCUGGUGCCCGCCGACUUCCUGGGCGACCUCGUCUCCUUCGGCCAGCUCUUCUCCAUGUGGUCCGUGGUGAAUGCCCAGGUUUUCCGCCGCUACUACCCCGAGAUCAAGCUACGCUUCACGCGCUUCGGGGCCGUGGAGACCGCGAACGCCAAGGUGGAGUCCAUGGCGCUGGGGGGCUUGGCGACCUGGUACACGGUGAUGGAGCGCAACAAGCAGCACAACAUGGAGGUCAUCGGGUGCUCCGUCUUUGCGGCGCUCUUCUUCCUCGUCACCCUCUCCAUGAAGCUGCUCUGCCCCAUCCAAUACGAGCCCCAGCGCUUCCACAUCCCCUCCUUCCUCAUGCCCUGGCUUCCUGCCGGGGCCAUAGGCCUCAUCCUGUUUGGCAUGGCAAGCAUCAGCCCUUCUGGGUACUACAAGAUAGGCGCGUACAACCUCUUGGUCUUCCUCUUCUAUUUCCUGUUCUCGCUGCCCAUGAGCUACAUCAAGCACUACAAGCUCGACUUUGUCAACACCGAACAAAUGAAGUGA
Messenger RNA from Auxenochlorella protothecoides, 1887 nucleotides. RefSeq names its product putative amino acid permease YfnA. The transcript is spliced from 10 exons. Bases 1 to 1887 code for a protein of 628 amino acids. Lineage: Eukaryota; Viridiplantae; Chlorophyta; Trebouxiophyceae; Chlorellales; Chlorellaceae. Gene Ontology annotation, molecular function: amino acid transmembrane transporter activity. Gene Ontology annotation, cellular component: plasma membrane. The record is from RefSeq and is a predicted model, not a curated record. Gene Ontology annotation, biological process: amino acid transport; transmembrane transport.